AUGCAUGUUCUAAACUUGACAUUUUUUAUUGUUACGUUUGUGGGAUGCUUUCGACCGCUAUCGUGGACAUCAUUGUUUAAACGUGCUGUUUACAAUCUCUACAGAUUAUUUAUAAUUAUCAUUUUAUAUACUUUUGCAUUUUUACAAUUUAUGGAUAUCGUUCUGAACGUUGACAAUCCCGAUGACUUCACUAACAAUCUGUAUAUGAUGUUAAAUGUAUCCGUUUCGGGAUACAAGUUAUUGAUCAUGUGGAUUAACUAUACGAACGUUGCAACAUUAAUCAACAAACUUAACGAAGAGCCAUUUAAACCAAUGGAUUCAGGCGAACUGGAAAUUCGUCGGAAAUUUGAUAAAUUAAUACGGAUGAACACGUUACGUUAUACGAUCUUAAUCGAGACAUCAUGGUCAUGUUCCGGCUUGACGUCAUUGCUCGCCGAUUUUAGGCAUAGAAGAUUAACAUAUAGAGAAUGGGUACCAUACGAUUAUUCGUCUUACAUGGUAUUUUGUGUUACGUAUGCUCAUCAAUUUCUAAGUACAUUCUAUUACGCUACUGUGAAUGUCGCUUGCGAUACUCUCAUAUGCGGCCUGUUAAUGCACGUAUGCUGCCAAAUCGAGAUCUUGGAGUAUCGCAUAAAAAAACUCGUGAACAAGCAAGAUACUCUGGGCUACUGUAUACGUCAUCACAACAGUAUUUUUGAUUUUGCGAGUUUAAUAAAUGAAAGAUUCUCGCAAAUAAUCGGAUUCCAAUUUAUAACGAGUACAUUGAUAAUAUUUUCCAAUUUGUUUCAACUGAGCAAGUCGUCAAUGAGCGCAGACAAUGUUGCGUUAAUCCUAUAUACAUGCUGCAUGUUGACACAAAUAUUUAUUUAUUGCUGGUUUGGAAACCAAGUCAAAUCAAAGAGCGUUCAACUAGCGGAUAGUGUUUUUCAAGUGGAAUGGCCAAUGCUAAGUAAUAGCCUUAAAAAGGAUCUUCUUAUAAUUAUGAAACGCGCGAUAACCCUACCUAUUGAGUUUACUACUGCACAUAUCAUUAGCUUGAAUUUAGACUCUUUUGUAGCGUUGCUUAAAACAUCAUACUCUGCUUAUAAUUUAUUAGUACAAGUACAAGAAGAAGAAGAAUAA
This is a messenger RNA of Cataglyphis hispanica, 1122 nucleotides long. RefSeq names its product odorant receptor 49b-like. Gene Ontology annotation, cellular component: plasma membrane. Gene Ontology annotation, biological process: sensory perception of smell; detection of chemical stimulus involved in sensory perception of smell. The record is from RefSeq and is a predicted model, not a curated record. Gene Ontology annotation, molecular function: olfactory receptor activity; odorant binding. Lineage: Eukaryota; Metazoa; Arthropoda; Insecta; Hymenoptera; Formicidae.